Molecule: messenger RNA, 4194 nt
Organism: Psammomys obesus (fat sand rat)
Lineage: Eukaryota; Metazoa; Chordata; Mammalia; Rodentia; Muridae
Gene: Galnt15
Product: polypeptide N-acetylgalactosaminyltransferase 15
Exons: 10
Coding region: 494-2407 (637 amino acids)
Cellular component (GO): Golgi apparatus
Source: RefSeq, a predicted model, not a curated record
GUUUGAAAGGAAACCAACUGGGCAGUGCCUGCCGGCUUUACAUCUGUUGAUCUGACCUGACUCAAGGCAUCCAAAGGAGGAUGUCUGUCAUCUUGGCUUGACCGAACCCCCAACAGCUCUCCCCAGACAUCCUGUAGAGCAUGCAGAGGGGGAAGAAACAUGGGACUAACCACCAGAACAGAAUGGACAAGAGCAGGGUGAGAGAGAAGCAAACAACACACCCGGAGACCCUUUGCAGAAGACAAUUAACAAAAUCCUCUCAGAGGGGACCCAGGGAGGUCCCAGGCUCCUGUGGCUUUCUGAUGCCAAGGGGCAGUGGGUCUCACAAACACUGUUAGCAAAUGUCAGGUGGAGUGAAAGGAGCAGGUGACUGGCAAAAAGCCUUUCAGCUGGAACGAACAGCCCAGGUUCAAUUACAAGCCUGAAGGUGCCUGGAGCGCAAGGAGGAAGCAAGCUUGCACAGGACCUGUUGCUUUGGGCAAGUGGCUGCGACAUGCUCCUGAGGAAGAGAGCCAGGAGCGGACGCUGUAGGCUUCAGUUCCUCCUGCCCUUCCUGACGCUGGGCUGUGUCCUGAUGAUGGUGACCAUGCUGCAGCCUCCCCCGCCCACCCUGCACCAGGCUGUCACAGCCCAGGCCAGCAAACGCAGUCCUGACACUGGGUAUCGCCUGGACUUCGGGGACUCUCAGGAAUGGGUUCUGGAGGCGGAGGGUGAGGAGUACAAUUUCUUGGACAGUCUGCCGCCUUUCAUCUCCCUGCAGGAGGAUCAAUUGCUGGUGGCAGUGGCCUCACCCAGAGCUAGGAGGAAUCAGAGCCAGGGCAGGAGACGGGGCAGCUACCAGUUCAUCAAGCCCUCGAGCAGGAGGCGGGAUGAGGAGGCCCCCGAGAGGGAUUGGAGGACUGAAGAAGAUGGGGAGGAAUCAGAAGAGGUGCUGACCCCCCUCAGCUGGGAUUCGGAUGGCCUCAACAAGGCGGUCGAUGCCCGCCUGCCCCUGAGGAGAGCCCUGCCUGAGGUCCGGCACCCACUGUGUCUACAACAGCGCUUUGCAAGUGGCCUGCCUACAGCCAGCGUCAUCCUCUGCUUCCAUGACGAGGCCUGGCCCAUGCUCUUGAGAACCGUGCACAGCAUCCUGGACACAGCACCUAGGGCCUUGCUGCAGGAGAUCAUCCUUGUAGAUGACCUCAGCCAGCAAGAACAACUGAAGUCUGCUCUCAGUGAGUAUGUGUCCAAGCUAGAGGCCGUGAAGUUGCUCAGGAGCUACAAGAGGCUCGGUACCAUCGGGGCCCGGAUGCUGGGGGCCGCUAGGGCCACAGGGGAUGUGCUGGUCUUCAUGGAUGCCCACUGUGAGUGCCACCGGGGAUGGCUGGAGCCCCUCCUCAGCAGAAUAGCCGACGACAGGAGCCGAGUGGUGUCUCCAGUCAUAGACGCGAUUGACUGGAAGACGCUUCAGUACUCUGCAUCCACGGAGCUGCAGAGAGGGGUGCUGGACUGGAAGCUGGAUUUCCGAUGGGAGCCCCCGGGGGAGCAGGAGCAGAAGGCCCUCCCAUCCCCCAUCAGCCCUGUCAGGAGCCCUGUGGCACCCCGAGAGGUGGUGGCUGUGGACAGACAUUACUUCCAAAACACCGGAGCUUAUGAUCCUCUUCUGUUGCCGCAGGGCAGUGACAAUCUUGAGAUAUCCUUCAAGGCCUGGCUCUGUGGUGGUUCUGUUGAAAUCCUUCCCUGCUCUCGAGUAGGACACAUCUACCAAAGCCAAGGUGCCAGCUCCAGAACAGACCCUGAGUCCAUCUUGAAGAACAAGGUUCGCAUUGCUGAGACCUGGCUAGGGCCCUUCAAAGAAACCUUCUACAGGCACCUCCCAGAGGCCUUCGCUCUGAGCAAGGUUGCAAAACCAGACUGCACAGAGCGCUUGAAACUGCAAAGGAGGCUGGGAUGCCGGACAUUCCACUGGUUUCUGGCCAAUGUCUACCCCAAGCUGUAUCCAUCUGAGCAUAGGCCCAGGUUCUCUGGAAAGCUCCACAACACUGGAUUUGGCUUCUGUGCAGACUGCCAAGCAGAAGGGGAUAUCCUGGGCUGCCCCAUGAUGUUGGCUCCUUGCAAUAACAACCGGCAGCAACAGAACCUGGAGCACACCAGCAGGAAGGAGAUUCUCUUCGGCAGCCCGAAGCACCUGUGCUUCGAUGUCAGGCAAGAGCGGGUGAUUCUGCAGACGUGCAUGGAAGAAGGCCCCGCCAUCCAUCAACAGCACUGGGACUUCCAGGAGGAUGGAAUGAUCGUCCAUAUUCUUUCUGGGAAAUGCAUGGAUGCUGGGGUUCAGCCGAACAGUAAGGAUUUGUACUUGCGUCAGUGUGAUGGUGAAACCAGCCAGCUGUGGCGAUUUGACCAGGUCCAUCCUGUGGAUGAACGAUGAGAGACAUAGAUGGGAGCAAAGCACACACUCAGCAUCGCAUUUCUGCUCUGGUGUCUCCUGAACCAGGCUCUGUGCCUGCGCUUCUGGUUAGGAGAGAGGAAAGUGCCGUAAAAACAGAAAAAUCUCUCCUUAUAUCUUGUGUCAUUGACUGUAGGCUGUUUUGGUUUUUAUUUUGUUGUUGUUUUUGUUGUGUCUCUGUAUAGCCUCGCUCUGUACACUGGGCUGUCCUGGACUCACAGAAAUCCACCUGACUCUUCCUCUGGAGUACUGGGAUCAAAGGCGUGCCCUAGCACCUCCCAGCUAUGUUGGUACUUUGUUUGCUUGUUUGUUUUUGAAAGAAAAACAAUGGAUUCAUUGUCCUCAUCACCAGAAAUGACCAUCAUGAGGUAGAGCAGACUCCCCUUCCCUCCGCCCCCCACCGCCCACUUAACAUUUGCUUUUAUCCCCAGACUGUGGCAGGCCUUGGCAUCAUGUGACAGCACUUCCAGGGGUCAUCAAAAUCCAGAAGAUAAAUGUCCUAACCUCACGGAGCCCUUACUGGGACGGAGCACAUGGCUCGUGGUGAAGGGCAUGUGACGGCCUGUCGGUCCCAACCUUUUGAUUAGGCUUAUUCACAUGUAUUUAGUGUUCAUUCCUUAAACCCCGGCUCCAACAGAAGCGGAGCAGACAGAGAGGAAUGGGGUGGGGCUGGGAGGAAGACCAAUGUUGUUCGUCUUCAGGACAGUUUCCUUGAAGCUUUCUUCCUCCAUUCACCUUCUCUAGCCCCAUCCAUUUCAGGCAUGCACAACCAGAUUUCCUUGCAAUGCCACCUGCACUGGCAUCUGACAUCGGAGCGUUGUCAUGAACAACAGCAUCACAGUAGAGAAACUCUCCUAAUGCCCUGUUAGGAGAGCAGUGUUCGCUUGACGAGGAAUAGCAGCCUUGGAAAGCGGGCAACCCUCCCCUGAAGGGAAAUGCCGGCAUCAAAAGCCAAAAUCUUCACAAGGCUAAAUAAAUCUGGCUAUUAAAUAUCCCUGACGUUUGAAAGGGCCAUCUAUGAGCCCUUAAUGAUUGUUCGAGACCCUAAAUCAGGCUUCCAGUUAAAUGCUCCCCCAGUUGAGGGGAAAUCCACCACAAGGGUUGCUGAGUGAGUUAGGGUACUUUGAGGAAAAAAAGAAAAAAAAGAAAAAAAACUUGGCCUUUUCUCUCUGGAUGGAUUUAGCUCUUUAGAUGGCAAGCUUAGAACCUUGCUGUUAAAGAUGCCUUUGUCCUCUGGGCUGUCUCAGAAUACAAUUGUUUGAAAGAAGAACUGAGGAAUAAGUGCGGGUUUCUACAAUACCUGACAUAAUGCAUAUUCCUUCUCCAUCUUCCAAGACAAUGCCCACUGCAUUUCUCCAGCCUUAUCCCAAAUGAUCCACACUGGGUUUGUGGCCAUUCUCAUGGGAAUUCACUGCAAUUCUGGAAAUUUUCAAACUCUUUCUUGGUUGUACUGGCUGCAUUUCAGGGGUUCAGUAGCCACCUUUGGCUAAUGGCUACUGAACCUGAGAACACAGUUAUAAAUAAGCCACCAUCACAAACAGUAGUACUGGCUAGCACCAGACAGGUCCACCCCCAUGAAGGGAUAGCCACUGGCUUCUUCCUUCAGACCUGGAUGAAGUGAAAAUUGUUCAAAUGACAACCUUGUAAAGGGUAGUAUGGCUGAAGAACAAACAUUUUGAAAUAGCUUUAUUUUGAAAUGAACUCCAAUAUUAGCUUUGUGAGUAGUUGAAGUUGUUGGGAUAAAUUAAUAUAAUUUAAUAAAAGACUAA